AUGUUAUAUGGGGCAGAGUGUUGGGCGGUUAAGAAGACUCAUGUGCGUCGUCUGCAUGCGGCGGAGAUGCGGAUGUUACGAUGGAUGUGCGGGAAGACAAGGUUGGAUAGGAUUUCGAAUGAGGUUAUCCGACGUCAAGUAGGUAUGGCACCGGUGGAAGACAAGUUGCGGGAAGCGAGGUUGAGGUGGUUUGGCCAUGUGAGACGGCGGGAUGCUGACGCCCCUGUGGAGCCGGGGGUCUCUUGGAAACAGCCUCCCUACUUUCGAGUAGGGGCAAGAUAUGCAAUGGAUUUUGACUAUGCACAUUUUAUGGUGACCGAAGGAUGUAAAGCUAAAGAGAUUCCGGCCAGUUCACCUUCAAGAGAAGCAUACCGAAAGCAGCUUGCGGAGAUCUUUAACAUGAACCGGAGGAUCCUUGCUUUUAAGAACAAACCACCCAUCCGCCCCCCCUUUGGAUGGUUUUCUGAAUGAGAACUCUUCCGCUUACCUGGCCAAACCUACAAAACCCCGUCGCCACAUUCCUCAGGUAGGCAAGUAGUGCUUGAUUGUUCUUGAGGUUAGCGGGUCAAUGAUAGAAAGGAUUCUUUUUUUCUCACAAUGAAUGAUU
This is a messenger RNA of Cuscuta campestris, 607 nucleotides long. NCBI's taxonomy places the organism in Eukaryota, Viridiplantae, Streptophyta, Magnoliopsida, Solanales, Convolvulaceae. The record is from the annotation of a GenBank genome assembly.